UUCGCGUUGGGCUGCGUGUCAGUGGACAGGAAUGGAGGUGGAUAGGAUUGCAGCUGUAAUGAUGGGCUCCCGUUGCAGGUGAAAAAAAAAGAAGAAGAAGAAGAAGAAGAAGAGGAAAAAAGAUGCAAACCUGCUUCCGUGACUGUGCCAGAGGAGUCCGCGCGCCGCCUUCGACGACCUGAUGAGUUUGUGUUAGGAACAUGGGAUCAGUAUUGGGCGUCAAUGGGAACAGCAUUUUGGCUCUGAUGACCCGUUCGAGUGCUUCGUGGUGCUGUGUGUCCUGACCACCCUCUUGCUGCGGACACACCCACCCACACACACACACCCACACACACACACACACACACGCACACACAUCUCUUCUCCUGCCUUUUGACUUCAUGAAGAUUCGCCUCAUUGGUGAUGUGAUGAAUAAAUUUGAGGUCCUUGGGAUUGUAGGAGAAGGAGCCUAUGGGGUGGUUCUAAAAUGCAGGCACAAGGAGACCAAAGAGCUUGUGGCCAUAAAGAAGUUUAAGGACAGUGAAGAGAAUGAAGAGGUGAAGGAGACGACUCUGCGGGAGCUGAAGAUGCUCCGCACGCUGAAGCAGGAGAACAUCGUGGAGCUGAAGGAGGCGUUCCGGCGCAGAGGGAAACUCUACCUGGUGUUCGAAUAUGUGGAGAAGAACAUGCUGGAGCUGCUGGAGGAAAUGCCCAAUGGCGCGCCACCCGAUAAAGUCCGCAACUACAUUUAUCAGCUGAUUAAAGCGAUCCACUGGUGCCAUAAGAACGAGAUUGUACACAGAGACAUCAAGCCUGAAAAUCUUCUCAUCAGCUCCAAUGACAUCCUCAAACUGUGUGAUUUUGGCUUUGCCCGGAAUCUUUCAGAAGGCAGCGAUGCCAACUACACAGAGUACGUGGCCACCAGGUGGUACAGAUCUCCUGAGCUUCUUCUCGGAGCUCCGUAUGGAAAGGCCGUGGAUAUGUGGUCAGUGGGAUGUAUUCUGGGCGAGCUGAGCGAUGGACAGCCUUUAUUUCCGGGAGAAAGUGAGAUUGAUCAGCUCUUCACCAUCCAGAAAGUGCUGGGGCCACUGCCGCCUGAGCAGAUGAAGCUGUUCUACAGCAACCCUCGCUUCGCUGGUCUCCGGUUCCCUACAGUCAGUCAUCCUCAGACCCUGGAGAGGAGAUACUUAGGCAUCAUUAAUGGACUCAUGCUGGAUCUUAUGAAGAACCUGCUGCUGUUGAACCCAUCGGAGCGCUUUCUGACAGAGCAGUGUUUGAACCACCUCGUGUUCCAGGCGCUGCGAGCGAUGGAGCGACCUGCGCCUCCCUCUCCUACCCCGCCUCGCUCCUCCAAGAGGAAACCGUACCACGGGGACAACACCAUCCCCAGCCGCAGUAAGAGCUCUAGUCAUCGUCGCUCCAACAGCAAAGACUGCUCGUCGUUGCCGCGGCAUGAGGACUUGCGCCGGAGCACAGAAGGCUUCCUGAAUGGUGGUGGAGGGCCCGUGGCAGCUAGCUUGAGCCCUACACUGCAUCCCAAGAGCUACCAGAGCCAGACGCUGAGCCGCUCCAUCUCUUGCAGCAAAGAGCUGGCCAACAACAAUCUGCCCCAUCUCUUGAGCCCCAAGGAUGCCAAGGGUAAAACCGAGUUUGACUUCACUCUGGGGCCCAAAACCACUGGUGGGGUGGACGUUUCCACUGGCAAGUACCUCAAAUCAUCCAAACAAAACCGCCAGCCAUCAUCAUCUUUUCUGGAGGGCAAAACAAGCACUCUGCAGUCUGGCGACAAGCACGGGCGUCAUGGCUACAUGGAGAGCUCACAUGGCUCUAUGCCCUCGUCAUCAUCCUCCAAGAGCAACUCAUCUUUCCUCGGCCUGUCCAAAAGCCAUGGCACACUGAGUGACGCCAAGUCUGUUGGAAACCUGACCGAGCCCCGCCUUCACCUAGAGGAGACUGUGCCCAGUUCUAGCUCUGGUUCCCGGUACUUCCCGACUAGCUGUUUGGACUUGAACGCUGCCCCCGCCAGCCCCCGAACAGAGCGGCACUCUGGCUCAGAUCGCCAAGGCCAUAGCCCAGCAGGGCGCACCAACCCUCGCAUGGAGGGUGGUACCCUGGACUCGCACCACUCCUCGGGCCGCAAAAAAACACCCGAGGAAGCCAAAGUGCCAGAUGCUCUGGAUCCAGCCAUGGUGGCUGGAGCAGCAGGUGUGCACAGUCACACACUUUCUGCCCCCCAUGAGUCCUUCCCUUGCGGCCUGGGCUACACCAGCCCCUUCUCGUCUCAGCAGCGCCCCCACAGGCACUCUAUGUAUGUGCGACGUGAGCGCCACAGGACCCACGGUCAGGAAGCUGGGCUGGUAGUGGGCCAGGGUGUGCCAACACGUGCCAGCAGCCUACAGCUGCUCUCCCCUCAGCUGCCUCACCGCACAUUACCACGCCACCCAACCAGCUCCUCCAGAGAGGAGAUCAGCCAGGACCUCAGCAGGAAUGAACAGUCUCCAAAAGAGAAGCCUCACUCUCAUGGCCCAAUUAAGGACUCAACAAGGGACAACACUUCUUCCUUCCACUCACAGCGUGCCAAAAAUGAGGUCGGGAUGUACCACGAUCCACAUAUGGAAGAUGGAACCUCAUCCAAGGAGAACCGGAUCAUCUAUAGUGACUCUAUGCCUCGCAGAGUGGGCAGCUUUUACAGAGUCCCUUCUCCACGACCAGACAAUUCCUUCCAUGACAGUGCGGCUCAGAGCAGAGUUCCACCCGUAUCAGCGGACAGCGCUGCCAUGGCCAACCACUCCAAACGCCAGACGAACUUUGACCCCUGGAAUAACUCGGAGGCGAUGGCUAUGAACCCACCGGAGAUUCCGAAACAGAAGGAAAAACAGGGAUUCUUUAGAGCAAUAAAGAAGAAAAAGAAGAAGUCACAACCAACGGAGGGCUGCGAGGGAAGGAACCCGAGCAUCAAGAAAAGCCUUUUCCCUCUCUUUAACUCAAAGAAUAGCUUAAAGCAUAACUCCUCUGUGCUUCCUGUCCUUGCUCAGCCCAUGGUUGCAGCUGAAGGCCAGCAGGACCAGCUGGUACUCCAGAGACCGGUCAAAUCCUCGUCCCACCACAGCAGCCGUCACCGGAACCGGGACAGAGAACGAGACAGAGACAGGGACCGGGAAAGGGAUAGGAACCGAGAGCGAGGGCGUGAUCGAGAAAGAGAGAGAGACAACACCUGGCCUAUAGAGAAGCAUACAAAUGUGCAACCUCAGAACCAACCUCUUAGGUCUCUGCGUAAGUUGCUGCACCUCUCCUCUCCGCCCUCAUCCUCUACAGCAGCUAGCCAGCCUCCACCUCCUCCUCCUCCUCCUCCAGAUCGCUCCUCUGAAGUCCGCUUCCAGCCACUUGCCAACCCGGCACCCAAAGCAGCACCCCCGGCCAUGCCUGAAGCACGGGCCAUUCCAGUGGGCAGCAUCACUCCUAACACCAAGAGCCGUAAGCCCCACAACUACCCUCUUCCAGGGCAGAUAGAGUCGGCCUGGCAUGCCACGGCUCCCUAUCCUGACCAAAUGGCCAGUAAAGCUGGGCAAAAUGGCAUCGGGUUCGCCAGGGCUGCCCGUCCUCGGAUGCCAAACCUCAAUGACCUGAAAGAAACCGCUUUGUAGGGGCAGACGUGUCUUCUUUCUCUCUUUUGACUAUUCGGGGGUAACUGCAAAACCAAUAUCACUUCCGCACUUAACGACACCUCUAGCCAGAAGGUGGCGCUAGUCAUGUCUCGAGUUUGUUUUUUAAAAAUCAUCCACAUCCUUUGAUAGAAUUUGUAUUAUUGUUAAUGGGUUCAGUUUUCAGUUAUUGACAUUGAUGAAGUAUCUAAGUAUUUGUAUAAGGAAAUUUAUCAGAUGGGGGGUAAAUUAACCGUGGAAUAGUAAGAGCUUUAGUUUAUACACCAGAGAAUGUAUAAAUAUUUAUUGUGUAAUAAUUCUAUAUUUCAUGGAGAUUAUUUAAUUAAUUAUGAGUGUCUUAAUAUUUAAUAUUUACAUUGUACAGAGUGCAUUUUAUUGUUGUAACAAAUGGUACAUAUUAUUAUUAUGAUUAUUAUUAUUAUUAUUAUUGAACAGUUUGUUCUGUUAUGAAUCCUCUAUUCUGCGAGAUCUAUGAGAUCUAACUGCCCAUUAACACAGAAGCUACACUGUCAGAGGCUAGUGAUCACAUGAUCUCCAGCUAUACAAUGGCAGGUUUUUUUUUUUGCUUGUUUUUACUUUUGUUUUUUUUUUCCAUUUUUUUUUUUAUAUCUCUCUCUUUGUGACAGCAUUUCAGAUGUCACCGUAAACUAAAAUCUGAACUGUAAAGCCAAACCCAGUCUGAAUGGCUGAAAAGAUGGAUGGUAUGCCACAGUAGAAGCAGUCAGUGAUUAGUUCAGCAGGGUUUGCGUCAGUACUGAAUGUCUGACGAUCACCUCUGCACAUCAUCAGGUUUGUGUUCCAAAACUGGUUUUAAUGUUCCCUCAUUGACUUGCCUGUGUCAUCUCCCCAUUGGGAGAAUCAGCACUCGUUCAAGAGAGUUCAAGCUGUUUAUGAGUAUACGUAUGAGCAAUAAGUUAUAUAUGAAGUAGUCUCGCAAGCCAGAUGAGGGAGUCUGAUAGAGUUCGUCGAUAAAGAUGGCCAAAAUACGCCUACUUUGACAGAAAGAAGCCAUUGACAUCGAUUAAUAACUGACCUUUUCUUUCUGUAGCCUUGCAGGACUCUUGUUUACUCACCACUAACUGCGUCAGACAAAUCUCUCCUAAACAAGUUUUAAAUACUGGAUUCUGUCAACUUUUUUUCAAUCCGGUGACUAUAUUUUGCUCUGAAAAGCCAAUUUGUCACUGUUCAAAAGUAUGUACAUAUACGCAAACGUACACAAAGCCAAUCAGACUGCAGCCUUCAAGAUUCUGAAGCUCGUGGCCAGAAAAGUGUACAAAAGAUAUCAGCCCAUGGGCCGUAGGUGACACAUUCGAGGGUGAGAUUAGAGAGAUUAGAGUGCUGCUGAGUUGUGGAUUCUGAUUAGUUGGAAGGUGUAUAUGCUGUACAUUUCUAUAACAGCACCUUACACAAGGAAUUGUAUGGUUGAUGUGCAACAUAAAUGGAUUUUAAAAAUACGGAUGUUCCGUAUCAUUAAAUGUAAUUAUAAAGAGCUAAAAAAGUAUGAUGUUAUAGGAAAUAAUCAGCUUUCUAUCAGGCCACAUCACAUCCUCGUGUAAUAUUUGAUUUGUAGUGUGUAACUUGUCCACUGUACACGAGAGGUGGUGUCAUUUAUGUUACUUUACACUUGUAGAUCUCUUUUUUUUUUUUAAUAUCAGUCAACGGAAAUUGACUGUGCAACUCGCCAAGGAAAACUACAUUAUAUUUGUUACAAAGAGCAAAUGUGUUCAUACUCAGCGAUCCAUGAGCCAUUACACCUUCUCCUUAAGCUACAAGUGAUCAUUUGUGUAACAGAGGCGACAUGCUCUACUGAGCCAUGAGUGGAAGUCAAUGAGGGUGUGUUAACAGUAAUGGAAUAUUUUCUGGAUAUAGACUUUAUAGUACAUUUCAGAAGUAAUAGAAUAUGGGUGUGAAUUAUUAUUAUUAUUAUUAUUAUUAUUAUUAUUUUGGAAGAAUCGAAGCACAGUUUUGUUAAAAAAACAAAUAAUGUAAUGUCUAUGAACAAGACUUUGAGAUACAGAGAUAGUUUACGUAAUACUCAAAGCAUAUGUAAUAUUGAAUUGCUGUAUACGGCUUAGAGAUGAUCCUAUAUCAUAUAUACAGUGUAUAUAAAAUUGAGAAUAUGAACGAAAAGAAUGAAUGUCGAGAGAUGACUGAAGUCUAUCAUUGUGAAAAAGGAGCAAUAUCAAAGUUUAGAUAAAUAUUUUACUCCUUUAAAUCUAUUUAAUGACGACGAUCAAAGGUUCUAUUCCACAUACAGUAGUUUAUUACCAGAACCCAGAAAGAAAUUGAAAGAGAUAUUUAACUGAGAGUUUAAACAUUUUAUUGAACUGCUUAUUUUUGUGUUAUUUAUAGUACACUUUUUUUUUUCCUUUUUUAAGUAUUGUUUACCUAAUGGUGCACUUUAAAGCUGUAUUUCUCACAAGUGUUUUGUGCCCAUAUGGUGUUUUAUAUAAAUGGCAAAAAAAACGAAACUUUUUUUCGAGUGUAACCUUGUAUCAUGACCACUUUCUAGAGAGCUGAACUGAAUGUAGAUUUGUUUUCUGACAAAUUGUGUGUCAUUGGGCAACUUUACAAUCAUGUGCAACAUUAAAACCUACAGUGAGGAUUUUGCACAUUUAAAUCACUUGUUUUUGUUUUACUAUUUUUUAAUUAUUUCAUUCAUUGUUAUUUAUAAUCUGUUAUUCAGGUGACAUCAUGUCAUUGUCGUCACGUCAUCACAUUAUUUUCCCAAUAUAGAGAUAGUAGUCACUGAUAUUGAGAUAUUAUACAGAUAGUUCAGCAGAAUUUGUUCUCAGGCGUCUAACCCCAAGUUUGAAAUUGAAACUAGGCUUGUUAUUGUUCCUCUUGGGUCAAAUCAGAAAUUGUUUAAAUCGUUUGUUUUCCAGCCGCCAUGUAAUAACAAGCUUCUGAUUCCUUACGAGGGAUGAAUUCCUAUGAAGGUCAAAUGAAGGUCACUUUUCACAUAUUA
Molecule: messenger RNA, 6609 nt
Organism: Pangasianodon hypophthalmus (striped catfish)
Lineage: Eukaryota; Metazoa; Chordata; Actinopteri; Siluriformes; Pangasiidae
Gene: cdkl5
Product: cyclin-dependent kinase-like 5
Exons: 19
Coding region: 381-3623 (1080 amino acids)
Biological process (GO): protein phosphorylation; regulation of dendrite development; positive regulation of axon extension
Cellular component (GO): nucleus; dendrite cytoplasm
Molecular function (GO): ATP binding; protein kinase activity
Source: RefSeq, a predicted model, not a curated record